This is a messenger RNA of Caenorhabditis bovis, 2340 nucleotides long. The record is from the annotation of a GenBank genome assembly. NCBI's taxonomy places the organism in Eukaryota, Metazoa, Nematoda, Chromadorea, Rhabditida, Rhabditidae.
AUGGAUGAUAUUGUAAUCCUUGAUUCCUCAGAUGAUGAAGAAGUUCGUAAAAAGAAGCCAAAAUUUUCCGAAAGCACGUCGGGCUCUUCAUCAUCUUCUUCAAAAACAGCAUGGACGGAAUUGUUUAACAAGAAAAAGGCUUCUGUAAACAAUGCUUCAAAGUCGUUGUCAAAAGAAAAAGAAAAGGUGUCUAUGAAAGCGAAAAUUGGGAUGAAAAAAAAGCAGGACCCAUCCCCUACUAAGGAAAAACUUUCUGAUUCACAGGAAACUAUCACGACAUCUGACUUUACAGAAAAUCCCGAAGCUGUUGGAACUGGAGAACCUCUGAUUAGAGCAUCUGAGAUUAUAGCAAGGCGAGAUAAGGUGCUCAUAGAUGUUUUCAAGCACCAUAAAUUCAAAAGCCAAUUGCAAAUGAAAGCGACUAACACCAUUCUGAAAAGACAAACCGAUGUAUAUGUUUCCCUUCCAACAGGAGCUGGAAAAUCAUUGUGCUACCAACUACCUGCCAUUGUUCACGGCGGGGUUACAAUUGUCAUUUCCCCUUUGAUUGCUUUAAUGAAAGACCAAAUUUGUUCUUUAAGAAAAAAGGGAAUCCCAUGUGAAUAUUUUAAUUCAAGUUUAACACCAGAUCAGAAAUCAGAAAUUACAAAGGAAUUAACGAAAGAAAAAACCACGAUUCGAAUGCUUUACAUCACGGCAGAGGGAGCCGCAACGGAUUCGAUGAAAAGACUUAUAGCAGGUUUACAUAAGCGAAAAGUUCUUCGAUAUGUUGUGGUAGAUGAAGCUCACUGCGUAUCACAAUGGGGUCAUGAUUUCAGGCCUGACUAUUUGACGUUAGGAAAAUUGAGAGAAGUGUGUCCGGGAAUUCCUUGGAUUGCUUUAACCGCUACUGCGAACAAGAAAACCGAGGAAGAUAUCAUUUUUCAGCUGAAAAUGAGGAAUUUCUUAAGCUUUAAGGCGAGCACUUACAGAGAUAACUUAUUUUAUGAUGUUAUUAUGAGGGAUCAUUUAAAUGUUGCACCCGAGAAUCACCUCGCUUCUUUUAUUGUACAAUGCCUCACACCUACUAAAAAGCCUCUACACCAUAAUGCAAUCAAAGAAGAGAAGGGCAGGAGGACUGAAAAUAAAAAGACUCUCGUUGGCAGCGCAAUUGUUUACUGUAGGUCUCGAAACGAAUGUGAGCAGAUGUGCUCUAUGUUAUGUAAAGCUGGGAUCAAAUCUAUGGCCUAUCAUGCUGGUCUCGGAAAGAAAGAGAGAAACGAUGUUCAGGAAAAAUGGAUGGCCAACGAAGUAGCCGUUGUUGCGGCAACAGUUGCGUUUGGAAUGGGAAUUGAUAAAGCGGAUGUUAGACUCGUUGUGCAUUGGUCGGCAUCACAGAACUUAGCCGCUUAUUAUCAGGAAGCCGGACGUGCCGGACGAGACGGACAACGAAGUUACUGUCGAAUAUAUUACUCACGACAAGACAAAAAUGCGUUGAGCUUUCUUGUGUCUGGAGAAAUUGGAAAAUUGAAGAAAAAAGCGAGCAAAAAGGGUCCUGAGGCGGAGAAGGCUGAAAUGCAGAUCAAAUCUAUCCAAACGGGACUCACUAAAAUGCUUGAAUACUGCGAGGGGUUGGAAUGUCGUCACGUUACUAUUGCAAAAUUUUUUGAUGAUACGGACUCACGACCUUGUGGUUCGAAUUGCGAUUAUUGCCGGGAUCCAAACUUGACAAGAAGAAAUUUAGAAACAUUCAAAAACUAUGAAGCAAAUCCAAACCCUAGCAAUUCGAGAUAUAACAGGAAAUCCCGAGAUGGCAGAUGUGAUGACGAUGAUUUAUAUGGAGGUGGAAGAAGCGGUCGAGACUACGACGAUGACUGUCUGCAGCGUGAAUGCUCGUCCGCAAAGGAUGUCAUUGAUCGUAUGGAAGAAGCCGAGGGGCGUCGAAUGAGAGGAAUCAUUGCGAGUGAAUUGGCUAAACGGAAAAGAUCAAGACGAUCCAGUCCGGUUUCGCAUCGAUUCGAAAACUCAACACCAGCUACUGAUAUACACGUUCUGAAUCCAGAGCAAAAGUUGGUACCGAAAGUCACCCUUCAGACACGCGAAACGUUUGCAAGAGCCUUAAAAGCAGCACUUGAGAGCAACUGGAUGGGUGUUCCCCUGAAUGGCAUGACGCCGUUGAAUGGCGCAGAAUCGCUUGAGUGGAUUGUUUUCAGCACCACAAAAUCUGAAAUGACAUAUAGGAAUAAAAUAUCGCAAAAGGUCAUGGAGAUUAAAAAGAUGACGAAAGAAUGCAAGACUUUUGAGAUGGAAAAUACCAGUGUCGAACAAUCCGGAUUCGUAAAAGCGUCAAGUUUGAUCUAA